Eurypyga helias (sunbittern) is the source of this 333-nucleotide messenger RNA. RefSeq names its product mitochondrial ribosomal protein S26 (gene MRPS26). The transcript is spliced from 3 exons. The record is from RefSeq and is a predicted model, not a curated record. Bases 34 to 333 code for a protein of 99 amino acids. Lineage: Eukaryota; Metazoa; Chordata; Aves; Eurypygiformes; Eurypygidae. Gene Ontology annotation, cellular component: mitochondrial small ribosomal subunit.
UCGGCAGAGCUGGCAGCGGAGCACCGGAACCUGAUGGCCUGGAACGAGGAAGAGAAUGCCCGGCAGCGGGCACGCAGAGAGGAGAGAAUUAGGAAGGAAGAGGAAGAGCAGAAGAGGCAUAAGAUCCAGGCUGCGGAGAAGGCGGCCAGGAUGAUGGAGGCUUUCCUGAAGGAGAAGGAGAAGGAGGUUCUGCAGCUGCAGGAGGAAGCCAAAACGUUCAUCACCCCCGAGAACCUGGAUGUGCGGAUUGAGGAGUGCCUGGACAAUCCUCGCAACUACAACUUCGCCAUCGACAGGGACGGGCGGAUCGUCAAACGGACCGUGUUGUCUUAG